This is a messenger RNA of Myotis davidii, 2920 nucleotides long. It is a transcript of the gene MED9, whose product is annotated as mediator complex subunit 9. Gene Ontology annotation, molecular function: transcription coregulator activity. Lineage: Eukaryota; Metazoa; Chordata; Mammalia; Chiroptera; Vespertilionidae. The record is from RefSeq and is a predicted model, not a curated record. The transcript is spliced from 2 exons. Gene Ontology annotation, cellular component: mediator complex. Gene Ontology annotation, biological process: regulation of transcription by RNA polymerase II. The annotation marks the transcript as partial.
CCGGCGGGCGCGAAGGAGGACAGCUACUCGUUCCUGCCUUUGGUCCACAACAUCAUCAAAUGCAUGGACAAGGACAGCCCGGACAUCCACCAUGACCUCAACGCCCUCAAGACCAAGUUCCAGGAGAUACGCAAGGUCAUCAGCACCAUGCCCGGCAUCCACCUGAGCCCCGAGCAGCAGCAGCAACAGCUGCACAGCCUCCGGGAGCAAGUCAGGACCAAGAACGAACUUCUGCAGAAGUACAAGAGCCUCUGCAUGUUUGAGAUCCCCAAGGAGUAGAUGAGGCCGCCGCAUCCAGGAUGCCCAAGAAAGCAUGGGAGAGCAAGUGGCCCGGAUUGGUUCCUUAUGAAGUGUGGUUCUUUGGACCCCAGCUCUGAACGUUAUAGCCGAGUGGCGGGAAGGCUAUUGUGCUGCUUCCUCAGCUGAACUUGACGUUGACUGUGGGAGGGGUGGCCUGGAGCUCGGAGUGGCUGGGGCUUCCUUCCAUGUGCCCGCGUGUCUCAAUGCGUAACAGCUGGAGUGCCUGCCGGUGGGAAGAAGAGGGUCCUGCCCUGCCUCUGGGGAGGGGCCACCUCCGCUUUGCUUCCUGCCUCCCUCUCUCUUCCCCCGAGACAUGAUCAGUGUGUGCCAGGGCCACAGCAUUCUGUUAACAGCAGUGCUGUGUCGCCUUUGCACAAAGUUCACGGGACAGAUGAGGCCUGGGCUCGUGUGGCGUGGGCUUAACAUGGUGAAGGAAGGCUGGGAGAAAGCAGUUUUAAAAGACGUUUUCUCCUGAAACUCUUUCCUUUUAUGUUUGAGCCAGUGAGUGUAACUGUCCGUGGGGGGUCGGCCAGCUGCCUGCCGGUGGCCCCUUGUCAGGUUCUCUGCCACCUACAUGCUCUUUUCACUUUCAGCUCUUGCUCCCUUUGUCUCCUGUCAUCUGCGGGCAUCUCGUUUAGCCAUUUAAUGCCCAAGAGUGGCCAAACCACUUCAGACCUGGGGCUGGGGCGAGUGUCGCUUCUACGCAGGCACAGGCGGGCUUCCGGCAAACAGCCGGCCUCUUCCAGCCUCUCAGAUUUCGUGGUCUUGGUUUAAAAGUUUAUUUCUCUCUCUGGCCUUGCUAAAGCCAGCACGAACAUUACUGAGCUGCAGGCAGGUCAUGAUGGACUUUUUGUUCAGAAGGGCGGCUCGGUGACAGAUGUGACCGUCCCUGGGCCAGGUACAGUUCUGAAGGGUGGGGCGCUCUAAACCCAAAGUUCAGCAGCUAAGUUCUGGUUCAUGAAAUGUUUACAAACACCCUACUUUCCUGCAGGUGGGACGUUUUAUUUUCAUGCGCGUCCCUGGCCUCUUAAAGGAUAAGGUGAGACUAGUAACCAAAUAUUACUUGAAUCUAGAAAUGAGUGCGUAACCUAUGCUGACAAUUCUGGGCUUACCAGCUGCCUGCUGCUGACCUGGCUGGCAGGUGCUGACGGUGGAGAUAUUUUUAGCAGGGCUUCGCUGGGGCCCUGCAGCCACCUGCCAGAGAGGGCGGGGCGGGGCGGGGCGGGUCUGUGGCGGGAUCCGGUUUCUGUGGCUCUGCACUGAGGUGGGUAGUACCUGUGAGACUUCUACGGUGGGGCUCUGCUUUAACUGAAUCAGUUAUUUUCUUGAACUUUCAGAGCAGUGUGGGGCCAGCUGUAAGGCUCUGACCAAAUACCAUGAAGCACGGAGCAUAUGGGGCGCAGCGUCCCGGGCGUCGUGGUUGUCAGGAGCGUCAUUAAAAGCACUUUGCUCUGCUCUCAGGACAUCUUGGUUUUUGUACUGAGAAGUUCAUAACAGGAUGUCUCCUGGGCACUGGAUAUGUUCCCUUUGCUUAGAGAAGACAGGGGUAACCUCCACUCCGCACCCCUCCCCCCAGCACACGUUACAGUGUGGAAGCGGCAACUCCUGCUGCCUGGAGGGUCAUCCUGCCCGCCCGUGAUGGGCCCAAGGCCACCCCUCAUUCCAUAAGGGGUUCAGUCCCGGCAGGGAGCAGCCCUCACCAGAGCGAGGUGGCAGUACCUCCCCCGGGACAGUAUCGAAUUCCCCUGACUGGCCGAACACCCCCACCGGGGAUCAUGAUUUGGAUUAUUGGGUGGCUGGCACUUUUUAUUUCUUUAAAGAUUUUUAAAAAUUAAUUUGAGAGAGAGGGAGAAACAUCGAUGUUCUGCUCUCAGCUCUCACAUGGAUGGGCCACCUCCCGCAGGCCCUCCCCCCCACCGGGGAUCAAGCCCGCAACCUGGGCCUGGGCCCUGACCGCAGAUUGCAGCAGCGACCUUUUGGUGCACAGGAUGGGACGACAUCCAACCAACAGCCACAGCGGCUUAAACAUCACACUUAAUUCUCACAGCAACUCCACGCAAAGGGCAUUCUCUGUUUUUUCCUGGCACAGAAUUCGGGGCUUGGCAGGUGUCGCUGCCCCAGGCUCGAACAGUUAAGAGGGGUCCUGAGCUGAGAGUGGCUGCCUCUGCUCCUGAGGAAAGGAGCCAGCAGCGAAGCGCGCCGGACCCCUGCCCAGGGCAAACACAGGCCGGGCUCCACCUCCUUGUGAACGCUGGGCCCAGUGACACCUCCAGACCUCCGUCCCCCGGGGCCUGCCCUGAGUAUUGGACAAUUGGGCACAGCCCCAGGGGCCCUUUGUGGCUGGGUCUCGGGGAAGCUAAGCAGGUAAAUGGCUAGACAGGUGCAUCUCAAGAGAGGACUUUGAAAUCCUUUCUUGGCCUCGAUUUCAAAGGACCCAUUCCCCAAAUAGAAGGGCUUCCGCCCAGCCAUCCGGAACUUUCCUAGAGCCUCUUCCCCCGGAGCGCUGAGGCUGCUCAGAACGCUGGUGCGUUUUCCAGGGCUGGGAAGGGAGCCUCAGCCACCACUAGAAGCCCACUCCUCCCUCUCACCCUGCCCCUCGGCCCAUUUAUAAAAGCAAAGA